Molecule: messenger RNA, 2385 nt
Organism: Drosophila suzukii
Lineage: Eukaryota; Metazoa; Arthropoda; Insecta; Diptera; Drosophilidae
Gene: XRCC1
Product: DNA repair protein XRCC1
Biological process (GO): single strand break repair; double-strand break repair via nonhomologous end joining; base-excision repair
Cellular component (GO): nucleus
Molecular function (GO): damaged DNA binding
Source: RefSeq, a predicted model, not a curated record
ACUAUUAGAGAUGUGCGAUUAGCACAGUGUUUAUUUUUAAAAUCUUCGUCAAAACAAAAAUAUCAGAGUUUACAUCUGUCUCGGACAAUAAAACAAAUAAACAAGGACUUUGGUUAGUUGCCAAUUCCACAGCCAAAAGAUUGAACUUGUUUGCCAAAAGCGGAAUUAUUAUUGCCACAAAUUUAGCCAAAGGAAUUUCCCGCCAAAUUAGCGGCGUCUGAAUUUAAUUGAUGAAAUUGCGAAAUGCCUAUUGCUGUUUUUAAGUCCGUACGGGAAGUGAGCAGUGAAGAUGCGGUGCACGUGGCGGCGAAUCUGCUGAAGGAGAAUGCCGGCAAAAAGUGGCGCAUCAAGUCGCCCGGUGAAAAAUCCGCCUAUGUGAUCCUCGAAUUCGAGGAUCCGCAGCAAAUAACCGGCAUAGAUAUUGGCAACGAGCAUGCCGCCUUUAUAGAGGUCUUGGUCAGUCGGACGGGCUGUCAGGCGGACGAUUUCCGGGAGCUCCUGCUGUCCAGCUCGUUUAUGACGCCUAUCGAGAGUAAGAACUCGAGCAACCAGAACCGUGUGCGCUGCUUCAGUGGCUCGGCCCUGGUGGAGAGUGUCCUGCCGGAGAAGUGGAAGCUACUGAAGAUUGUCUGCACGCAGCCCUUCAAUCGUCAUGUCCAAUAUGGCCUGUCCUUCGUCAAGGUUCAUGUGGUGGCUGCUCCGGCUAAUUCGGCGGCUCCUCCGAAGGUAAAAUCACUGCUGCCCCAGGGAAUGAUGCAGUUCGGAGCGUUUAAGCUUCGCGAGGAGUCUCCAGACUCGGAGACAGACAAUCAGGUCACCAGAUUUCAGCGCUGGAAAAAGGAGACUCAGCCGUCUGCCGUCUCCACAGCGGCUGCCAUACGGGAUGCGGGCUCCACAGCCCUGAGAAGAUUAAGCAUUGGCAAGGUAUCCGGCCUGGCUGCAUCGCCCUCUGCCUCGCCCAAGCCCUCGCCCAAACCCUCACCUUCUCCAUCGCCUGUUCCCAGUUCACUGCCACAAGGAGCCCCUGCUCCUUCGGAGGCCAAGCCCCUGGAUCGCAAUCGAGCUUCCCUAUUGUUUGGCGAUGAUGACGAGGACGAGGCUGUCGAUGAGGGGAAUGCCAAGAAACAGCGGCUGAGCAAGCAUCUGGAGGCGGACAAGGAUCGCCGCCGAUUGGAGCAGGAAAAGGAGAGGGAAAGCAAGAAGAACAAGUCCAGCAGGCAUUCCUUGGAUAAGUCCAGCAGCAAAGAGGAGAAGUCUUCAUCAAAAGAACACAAAAGCUCAUCAAAAGAACACAGAUCUUCCUCUAGAGAAAGGAAAUCAAAGACAAAAGACGACAAAUCCUCAACAAAAGAAGACAAAUCAUCAAAAAAAGAGGAAAGUUCCCAUUCAAAGGAGAAAUCAGGCAGGAAGGAGGAUAAAUCUUCUGCUAGACAUGACACCUCCAAGCACGUGGAUACCUCGAAGGCCAGGGAAAGUCCUCGUCCAUCUGCACAAAAACGGCAUUCAUCGCCCACCACAGGCGCAGCCACGCCCGCCAAAAAACAAAAGGUCAAGGACACACCGAUCCAAUAUCGUCCCUUUAAUCAGUUGCUAAAUGGAGUGUUCCUGGUAAUCAGCGGCAUACAGAAUCCCGAUCGUGCAGAUUUGCGUGCGAAAGCCGUCGCUUUGGGUGCCAAAUAUAAAGCUGAUUGGGAGCCAGGAUGUACUCACCUGAUAUGCGCCUUUAAAAACACUCCCAAAUAUAAUCAAGUGAAGGGCAAGGGAAAGAUUGUAACACGCGGUUGGAUCGAGAAAUGCUAUAAGCUGAAGAAGUAUCUGCCCUGGCGACGAUACGCUCUAGAUACUAAUGAUCUUGGCCAGCCGGAGAGUGAUGAGGAAGUGUGCGAUGAGGCGACUAGGCCAAGUUCGCGACGCGAGUCCAGCGAGGAUGAUGUGGUCAUGGUGGAGAACAACCAGGUGAAGGCUACCUAUGAUGCUGAUCCAGUAGGUCAGAAAAACGGGGAUCUAAAUCAAGAUGCUUCGUCGGGCAUUGAUACGGAAGAUGAAUUGGAGCGCGUUGCGCAAGAGAACAACGUGAAGAAGACCAAACUUAAGACUCCGGUAAAGUCUCGAGAUAUUUAUGAUGUUAGCACAGAUGAGGAGGAUUAUCUAGUGCUAAAAAAGAAGCAGAUAACUGCUGCGGAUUGAGUGCCAUUUCAAAUCUCAUAUUUUUUGUAUACCUCUAUAUGUUUAAAUUGUAUGUAAGUAAUUCUUGAAUUCUUGGGAGCCCAUUUUUAAUGUUUUUGGGCAAGUUUCAUGCAGUAUUCUUUAUUAAGUAAAACUGCUUAACAUAUUUUCUUCACUCAAGUAUCAACAAAAAUUCGACGAAUCCAAAAUGUGUUUGUU